This is a messenger RNA of Rotaria sp. Silwood2, 789 nucleotides long. NCBI's taxonomy places the organism in Eukaryota, Metazoa, Rotifera, Eurotatoria, Philodinida, Philodinidae. The record is from the annotation of a GenBank genome assembly.
AUGAGCAACAGUAGUACAAUCGAUCGUUACCUUGAUGCUGGUGAAGAACCUAUCCAAACAUUAUUACCUAUCGAAGGUUAUGAAAAAAGACCGCUGGUAUCACUAGAAGAAGCUAUACAACGCAUAAAGCCAUUGAUAAAUGAUCUCGACAGAAAAGUUUGGUUGGCGAAGCGAAGUUCUUCUAAUCCAACAGAUGAUCUUACUACGGAUGAGUCUGCUGCUAUUCAUCUGUACACGAUGCAGUGGGCUACUUCUCAAGAAAGUCUCUUUGUUCAACUAAACCGAACGCUUCGUUCUGAAGUACGUGACAAUUUGAAGCCAUGGUUCUCCUAUCUUAAACUAUUUCUCACAGCCUUGUACAAAUUGCCAUCAAUGAAAGGCACGAUUUGGCGUGGUAUUCAUGGUAAUGUUAGCGAUCAAUAUCGAAAGGAUUUCAUAUGGUGGGGCUUCAGUUCGUGUACGGAGACCAUGCCAAUACUGGAACAGUUUAUUGGUCGUUCAGGUGUACGCACAAUCUUUAUGGUAGAAUGUCUUACUGGGAAAAGUAUACAAAACCAUUCGUUUUAUAAGAAGGAGAAUGAAAUUUUACUUAUGCCUGGCACCUAUCUACGUGUUGUAGACAAAUGGAGUCCGGCAGAAGGAUUAUACAUGAUUCGUUUGCAGGAAACAGAUCCUCCACACAAACUGAUUGCUUCUCCUCUUGACUUUUCUUCAUCAAUCAUGACGACAUCUCCUGCAGGUAAAAUCUCCAUUUCAAACACAAUUCAACUAGGUGUUCGAUUUUCAUGA